AUGAAGGAUCUUAUUAGAGAGGCCCCACUGGGUCAAGCACUUCGAUUCGUAUCCGGCAAUCGCCUGUUCAAAUACCCAGAAGAAGAACCCAACUUCGACAUACCAAUCCAAUACAUUACUCAACUAGAUCCGGAAAAAGGAUCCAAACCAACGCUCUCAAAUUCCAACACCAGCAACUCUCAUGCAGUUUCUGAUACUCGCUCUAGCAACACCCCAGACAGCGACCUAGAAGCUCUCGGUAUCAAAAGGACAAAGAGUAGAGCAGACACUCAACCCUACAGCAACGAACGGUUCGAAGUAGAACAACAACUCUCUCUCGAACGCACAAAGACCACACCUAUCGUUCCCAAGAAAACCUCUGAUGGAAUCGUCCUCGUCGACUGGUAUACCACCGACGACGCCGCUAAUCCACAAAAUUGGACCAGCGGCAAGCGAGGCUUCGUCACAUUCCUACUCUGCGCAUACACAUGGGUUGUCUACACAGGCUCAUCCAUCUACGCCGCAAGUGAAGGUGGUGUAAUGAGUCAAUUCAGCGUCAACCCAACUGAAGCAGUCUUGCCACUUAGUCUUUAUGUCCUCGCCUAUGGCAUCGGACCAUUGGUAUUCGCACCCUUAAGUGAGAUUCCCAGCAUCGGACGCAACCCAGUAUACUACCUAACCUUCAUCGUCUUCUUCGCGCUCUCAUUCCCCACAGCCGUCGUCAACAACUUCGCCGGCCUCCUCGUCCUUCGCUUCCUCCAAGGCUUCUUCGGCAGUCCAGCACUGGCGAAUGCAGGCGCGAGUUUCUCCGACAUGUAUUCCUUGCUAUACGUCCCGUACCCGCUUUCCUGGUGGGUGUUUUCCGCGUGGGGAGGACCUGCUCUGGGUCCUUUGAUGGCUGGAUUUGCUGUUGCGGCCGAGAAUUGGCGGUGGUCGCUUUGGGAGAUUGUGUGGAUGGCAGCGCCGAUGUUGGUUGCGCUUCUGAUUCUCCUGCCCGAGACGUCGACGCCGAAUAUCCUGCUUCGAAGAGCGCAGCGGCUUAGGAAACUUACUGGGAAUGAGAGACUCCAGGCACAGAGUGAGAUUGAUCAAAAGAAUAUGAAGGCUUCCUCGAUUCUGGUUGAGGCGCUUAUCAAACCUAUUGAGAUUACCAUUAAGGAUCCUGCCAUAUUCUUUGUCAAUAUUUACACGGCUUUGUUUUAUGGGAUAUAUUAUACAUUUUUCGAAGUCUUUCCCCUAGUCUUCCCCCCAAUGUACGGUUUCAACCUCGGCCAAAUCGGACUCGCCUUUCUCGCCUGCCAAAUAGGCGCAACCUUCGCGCUACUAAUUUACUUUGCCUACCUACACUACUACAUGAUUCCCGACAACAUCACCCACGGUCUCCGGGCACAAGAACACCGUCUCGUGCCCGCACUUUUCGGAUCGUUUCUCCUCCCCAUCGGCCUCUUCAUCUUCGGCUGGACAGCCAACCCGUCGAUCCACUACGUCGUUCCGCUCAUCGGCGUUAUCAUCUUUGUGAUGGGCACGUUCUUCGUCCUGCAAAGCAUCUUCGUCUACGUCCCGCUUAGCUAUCCGCAAUACGCCGCGAGUCUGUUUGCGGGAAAUGACUUGGUGAGAAGCGCGAUGGCGGCGGGCAGUAUCGUGUAUGCGCGUCCACUGUUUGUUAAUGAGGGGAUUGGGAGGGGAGUGAGUGUUUUAGCGGGGCUGAGUACGUUGGGGGUCUUUGGGAUGGUGGGACUUUAUGUUUUUGGUGCUAGGUUGAGGGCGAGGAGUAAAUUUGCUCAGGCUUGA
This is a messenger RNA of Glarea lozoyensis ATCC 20868, 1770 nucleotides long. RefSeq names its product MFS general substrate transporter. The transcript is spliced from 2 exons. Gene Ontology annotation, biological process: xenobiotic detoxification by transmembrane export across the plasma membrane. Bases 1 to 1770 code for a protein of 589 amino acids. Gene Ontology annotation, molecular function: fluconazole transmembrane transporter activity. The record is from RefSeq and is a predicted model, not a curated record. Lineage: Eukaryota; Fungi; Ascomycota; Leotiomycetes; Helotiales; Helotiaceae.